This is a messenger RNA of Phymastichus coffea, 2611 nucleotides long. RefSeq names its product dystrophin-like. Bases 637 to 2592 code for a protein of 651 amino acids. The record is from RefSeq and is a predicted model, not a curated record. NCBI's taxonomy places the organism in Eukaryota, Metazoa, Arthropoda, Insecta, Hymenoptera, Eulophidae. Gene Ontology annotation, cellular component: plasma membrane. The transcript has 12 exons. Gene Ontology annotation, biological process: synaptic signaling. Gene Ontology annotation, molecular function: zinc ion binding.
UAACGGCAGUUGCAUUUCCCGCCGGUUUUGCAGGCAGAAGGUAUAACAAGCUGGGCCGGUUUACAUAUGCUGCCAUAAGGUUUUUUUCUACCGUGCAUUCGUCCACUAAUAGCGCUACACACCAGUAUACCUGCAGUAUGAAAAAAACGGCUAGUGCUACUGUAGUAUAGCGCCUAUAUCGCACCUGCAGCAACCUGUGCAUCAUGGUUUCGCGUACUGUGCAACACUAUAGCGGCCAGUACUCAUUCGUUGUGCGAACUUCCUGACUGGAAGUUGAUUUAUAGGUUAUGUUUAUAACAUAGCGCGUCAUUCUGUGGUGGCGUCCAUUGUAUUUAAAAAAAACGACGUUUGAACGAAACAGCUAUCGGCAUCAUUUACUAAGAGUUCUGAUGAUGAAAUAUCCUUGGAAUCUGAGUACUUUUAACGUAUCAUAGAAUCGCGUAAUUCAUGGACUAAUUAACGUUAGUACCAUGUGAAAUUUGAAAUUAUCACUGCAAAAAUUAGCGUACACGCUACAAUUUCAUGAGUUAUGUACCUAUGUAUGUAGUGGGCGUUGUAGAUGAUAGUAUCAGCGAUCAGAUUCUGUAGUUUGUAGCCUUUCUUUACAAGAGUAAUUUCGUUGCGUUCAGAUUUAAAAUGGCAGAAGAUCCUACAAGUGACACAUGUAAUGCUAGUCAAAAUAGAUCACGUUUUUUUGAUCAAACAAUUGUGAAAUCCACAAUGGAAGAUAUAAUGAAGUCAGUAAAUGAGUGCAAUACAAUUAGGUAUGCCUCAUAUAGGACUGCAUCAAAAAUGCAACUUUUUCAUAAAGUUUUAAACAUGCACUAUGUUCAAAUAGAACUUGUGGCUGGAAUAUUUGAAAGACACAGAUUAUCAGUAACAGAAAAUUCUGUUAACUUGGAUAUUAAUGAAAUUGAAGAUGUAUUGUCAGAUAUUUAUUUUGCAGCCCAAAAAGAAAAUAAUGUUAAUUUUGAUGUUGAACAAUCUACAAAGCUAGCUUUAAGUUACAUUUUUAAAACCUUCAACAAAAAAAUAGAUGAUAAUAUUUCAGUGUUGUCUGUAAAGGUAGCUUUAACUUUAAUAUGUUGUGGCAGAUUGGAAGAAAAAUAUGGUUAUUUAUUUCAUCAAUUAGCUGAUCAUAAUGCAUGUCUAACCAAGGCUGCUCUAAGCACAUUGUUAACAAAUAUUUGUAAAAUAACUGAAAUGUUAGGAGAAAAUGUUGCUUAUGGAAAGCAUUUGAUACAAACAAGCAUUGGCAAUUGUUUCAGUGUAUCUCAAGGAUGUCUUGGAGUGACUGAAGCUGAAUUUGCUGCUUGGCUUAUGCAAGAGCCUCCUUUAUUAAUGUGGAUUACAACUCUAAAUCGUAUGAAAUCGGGAGAACAAAUUACGCAUAAUAUUAAAUGUUCUUCGUGUAAAAUAACGUCGAUAAAAGGACCAAAAUAUUCUUGUUUGAAAUGUACAAAUUACAAUCAAUGUCAAGCAUGUUUUUUGUAUGGUAAGAUAUCGGCAAAACAUAAAUUAAAACAUCCAGUUCGAGAGUAUUGCAUGAAGACAAAUAAUAAGGAAAUAACAAAACUUCUAAUUGAACUUUUACGCAAUAAACUUAGAUUAUGUCCCGCAAGAAAUAUAAAUAAUUCUUUGGAUGAUUCGUCUUUAACAACUAAGCUUGAACAAACGAAACAUUUAGAUACAAUAUCUGUAAGAAGUACAAUCAAAAGACGAAUUUUAAAUGACCCUCAAAAAGAAUUACAAAGUAUUAUAAGUCAUCUUGAAGAAGAAAAUAAACAUUUGCAAAUAGAAUUAAGACAAAUUAGUGAUAGUAAGGUUGAAAAAUUACAACAGCACAGAGUUGUCAUUGAAUCUCAACUAGACCGGUUAAAAAUUUUAAAAAAUUACUUAUUUACGCAAGGAUCCCAAGGAUCUCGCGAUGUCAAUGUUAUUCAAAGUACACCCAUGGUACGUCCUGGUGUUUCUCGAAUAUCAGCUUUACCAAUGGCAUUUCAACUAAGUCCAAUUAUUCAUCAAAAUAGUCAAGAUUAUAAGAAUUCAAACACUUUAGAUAUUAGUGAAACGACUGAUGCCAAAAAUAAUACUACAAAUAAAACGAGUGUUGAAAGAUUGUUUUCAACUGAUAAUUUCAGUAUACCUACAAGUACUCAGAUUGAACUGAGUACAUGGAUAGGAGGCCAUAAAACUCAUUUUACGUCACGUGAAAGUGAAUUUUCUGAAUGGUUAAAUGCACGAGAUAGUUUGUGUAAAAAUAAAGAAAAAAAUAAUGACUAUGAGAAUGUUGAAGUGGAUAAUUCUACUUAUUCCACUUAUUCAUCAAUAAGUAGAGAUAAUGUGCUACCCUCUUUGCGGCGCACUGAUAAGCAUUCAGAGCACAGUAGUCUACAAAAUAUUCAAGGCGAUUUGAAUGAUAUCUUAGAUAGAUUACAAAAUAUGGUAGCUAACGACUGUUUGCUAGAAGAUACAUUUAGUGCUGAUAACAAUUGUGAACUCAAACGAGCGGCUACAGAAAUGGAAGAUUUGUUAACUGGUUUGAUAGAGGGCAUGGAAUCUCGUAAAGGAAAAUUGACCACGAUCGUGUAAAAAGUGUUGGUGGUUUUUU